AAUCUUUCGGUAACAGUCUAAAAUCAACAUUACAACGAGCACAGUGUGAAAUUGAGCUUCAGAAAAAAUGCGGUGCAUAUUAUUAUCAACGUUUUUGAUCUUGGCCAUGUUGAGUGUCUGCAUUAAUGCUGGCAGAGUGAUCAUCAAUGGCGUCUGUACGAACUGCAAUAGACCUAAUCUAGACAGGACAACGACACAUGUGCCAACAACUCGACAUAGUUACGGCGGACGCUCUUAUGGUAGGCAGACUACGGCCCGGCCCAGACAAACAUAUAGACAACCUGCUCGUGAUGAUGAUUGGAGCAUGGAAGGCUGGAAUCUUUACCAGACCGCAGAUGGACGACAGCAGAUAUCCGGAGGACAAGGAUACAGGUGGUAAAGGCAUAAAAUAAAAGCAGAUCUGCGCCAAGAAAUAAUAUUAAAAUUACAGACACAUCUUGGGAAUUAAACAAGUGCAGGCUAAUAAAGUGUUUCCCUCUGUUUAAA
Messenger RNA from Drosophila innubila, 486 nucleotides. RefSeq lists its product as uncharacterized. Lineage: Eukaryota; Metazoa; Arthropoda; Insecta; Diptera; Drosophilidae. The coding region runs from base 68 to 379 and encodes 103 amino acids. The transcript has 2 exons. Gene Ontology annotation, biological process: defense response. The record is from RefSeq and is a predicted model, not a curated record.